GAAUGAAAGCCUGGUAGUACAUUGAAGUUUAAACUCUAACACUACCAAGCAAGCCAGGGACAGAAUGCAAGAAACUAGUGAGGAACCAAUAGAACAGCUUCGGGAUCUGGACAGCAGUCUGAUUGAGAAGUUUCUGCCUGACAAGAUUGGGCUGGAACCUGAUGCUAGCAUCUAUAUGAAUUUUAUGAAAGCACAUCAGUGCUAUGAUGUGAUCCCAACCAGUUCAAAGCUCGUCGUAUUUGAUACAACAUUGCAGGUGAAGAAAGCGUUCUUGGCGAUGGUCGCAAACGGGGUUAGAGCAGCUCCACUCUGGAACAGUAAGGAGCAGUGCUUCGUUGGUAUGCUAACAAUUACUGACUUCAUCAACAUCUUACACAGAUAUUACACCUCCCCAAUGGUGCAGAUUUAUGAACUGGAGAAACAUAGGAUUGAGACUUGGAGAGAGAUUUAUUUGCAAGAUUCCCUUAAGAAACUGGUCAGUAUCUCCCCAAAUGACAGCCUAUUUGACGCAGUUUACUCUCUGAUUCAGAAUAAAAUUCAUCGGCUGCCAGUCAUUGACCCUGUAUCUGGGAAUGUUCUCUAUAUCCUGACACACAAACGCAUCCUGAAGUACUUCUAUUUCUUUGCCUCAAAGCUGCCCAAGCCAAGCUUUAUGAAGAAGACAUUACAAGAGCUUGCAAUUGGGACUUACGAGGAUGUAGCUGUGAUUGAGGAGACAUCAUCAGUUUAUGAAGCACUUGGGAUCUUUGUGGCACGAAGAGUGUCUGCUCUUCCGGUGGUGAACAAGCUGAGUAAAGUUGUGAAUCUCUACUCACGAUUUGAUGCGAUAAAUCUUGCUGCACAGAAGGCUUACAAUAACCUGGAUGUCAGUGUGAAAGAGUCACUACAGCAGCGAUGGCAUUGCUUUGAAAAUGUCCUCAAAUGUUACGGGCACGAGACACUGGAAGUCAUUAUUGAGCGUCUUGUCAAACAUGAGGUUCAUCGAUUGGUAUUGGUAAAUGAAGAAGAUGUUGUGCAAGGGAUUGUCUCACUGUCUGAUAUGCUCCAAGCACUGGUCUUGUCUCCAGCAGGUAUAAAUGCUCUUGACUCCUGAGCACUCACAAGUCUCCUCUUCUGUCUUAUUCUAGACUGAUUCAGGUGCUAAUGCCAGUUCCUUUACCAUGUCUGAAGGUCAAAGGAUUGCUACAUAGGGAAAGAGCUGAUCACAAGUUUAUGAGAUAUAAGUGGAUCUCAGAGAAGAAGGGUAUGAAUGGAUGGAGUGACCAGAAGGUGCUUCUUUUGGUUGCCAGUCUUACUUGCCAACUCCGUUUUCAAAUUCUCAAUGGGACGGACGUUCUGCAGAAACAUCAGUGGAUUUAAUUCCUUAUUUACAGCUUACUGAUUAAUGCUUGAUUCCAAUUUGUGCUAUUUUAGUAACUCGGGCUUUAAUAACUUUAUUUGAAGGAAAUUAAGGUGAAAUAAUUGUG
Messenger RNA from Stegostoma tigrinum, 1466 nucleotides. Its product is annotated as 5'-AMP-activated protein kinase subunit gamma-1-like. Bases 65 to 1093 code for a protein of 342 amino acids. The transcript has 13 exons. The record is from RefSeq and is a predicted model, not a curated record. Lineage: Eukaryota; Metazoa; Chordata; Chondrichthyes; Orectolobiformes; Stegostomatidae.